CAGGUUUUGGUGGGAAGCGAGGGUGGUCGUCGUCGUCUUCCUUGCGCUUGUGGUAUUGUUGAAUCAGCAGAGCUGCCGCCAUAACCAUGCAGUAGAAGGCGCAGGUGGUUUGCCUGUCAAGUUUCUUCCCGGCUUUGAUGGACCUCUUUCUUUUCAACUCCAAACUGGGUACAUUGGAGUUGGACAAAAUGAUGAAAUUCAACUUUUCUAUUAUUUCAUAAAGUCGGCUUCAAAUCCACAAAAUGACCCUCUCAUUCUUUGGAUUACGGGAGGCCGCACAUGCUCAGCCUAGAGUUCAAUCUUUCAACAAAUUAUGCUGGGCCAUUGCUUAUAGAACCAGUGGAGUAUAAUGGGAGUUUGCCCAGGUUGCUACCAUUUCCCUAUUCAUGGACAAAGGUUGCUAGCAUUAUUUUCUUGGAUUUGCCAGCUGGAACUGGAUUUUCAUAUGCUACAACUUCAGAGAGUCUUCAAAUGGAUGAUUUGUUAGCAUCUAGUAAUGCAUAUGAAUUUCUUCAAAAGUGGCUAAUUGAUUAUCCGGAAUUCCUAUCAAAUCCUUUUUAUGUUGGCGGUCACUCAUAUGAGGGCACUACAGUUCCAAUAAUUACCGAAAUGAUAUCAAAUGGAAUUGAGAGCGGAGUUAAGCCAUUGAUUCAACUUCAGGGAUACAUACUUGGCAGUCCAAAAACAUAUCCAACUCAAUCUAAGUAUAAGGUUCCAUUUGCUCAUGGAAUGGGGCUCAUUACCGACCAACUAUAUGAGUCACUCAAAGAAAAUUGCAAAGGAGAUUAUAUGAAUACCAAUUCGACUAGUUUACGUUGUCAACAAAAUCUUCAAACUUUUAAUCAGUUGAUUGAGGGUAUAAAUUCCAAACAUAUUUUGGAGCCUAUUUGUCUGUCCAAUUCUGAUUCUACAAUGUCAUCUCUCAUUAUGUUGCCUGGACAAAAGUCUCUUUAUCAUAAUUUGUACACAAAACUCAAGAUUGAUCCAUUUUUGGUUUCUGGAUUUCAGUGCCGAGAUGAAUGGAAAAACCUUUCUGCAUAUUGGGCCAAUGAUUAUGAUGUUCAAAUGGCACUUCAUAUUCGACAGGGGACUAAGGAAAAAUGGCUACGUUGCGAUCUAAGUUUACCAUACACGACAACAGUCGAUAACACCAUACCAUAUCAUGUGAAUCUUAGCAAAAAAGGGUAUAGAUCUCUUAUCUACAGUGGUGAUCACGAAAUGGUUUGUCCGUAUCUUUCAAAUGAAGCAUGGAUAAGGUCGCUAAAUUAUUCUAUUAUUGACGAUUGGAGGUCAUGGAUGGUUGAAGGUCAAGUUGCCGGGUAUACAAUGACAUAUGCUAACCAGAUGACAUUCGUCACUGUCAAGAGAGCAGGUCAUGUUACACCCGACCAUCGUCCUUUUGAAUCUCAAGUUAUGUUUGAGCGAUGGAUAUCUCAUGAAAAUAUUUAAUUUUAUAUAAAAUUAGUAGAAAUUAAGUGA
Ipomoea nil (Japanese morning glory) is the source of this 1479-nucleotide messenger RNA. RefSeq names its product serine carboxypeptidase-like 18. NCBI's taxonomy places the organism in Eukaryota, Viridiplantae, Streptophyta, Magnoliopsida, Solanales, Convolvulaceae. Gene Ontology annotation, biological process: proteolysis; secondary metabolic process. Gene Ontology annotation, molecular function: acyltransferase activity, transferring groups other than amino-acyl groups; serine-type carboxypeptidase activity. The record is from RefSeq and is a predicted model, not a curated record. The transcript is spliced from 14 exons. The coding region runs from base 280 to 1449 and encodes 389 amino acids.